Brassica rapa (field mustard) is the source of this 732-nucleotide messenger RNA. RefSeq names its product putative lipid-transfer protein DIR1. The record is from RefSeq and is a predicted model, not a curated record. Gene Ontology annotation, biological process: systemic acquired resistance. NCBI's taxonomy places the organism in Eukaryota, Viridiplantae, Streptophyta, Magnoliopsida, Brassicales, Brassicaceae. Gene Ontology annotation, molecular function: fatty acid binding.
AGCCCGGAUACUAGGGCAUGCAAUGCAACUAAGCCAUCACACAUUCGUCAGUUUCUUCACGCAUCUAAACCUAAAAGACUCCUAAUGAUUACAUAUAUUACGUUACUAGCACCUUUCAGUUAGCAUUAAAGCUUUGCUAUAUAAUAACAAGCUCAUAGAAAAUGGUUUACAUAUAAGUAAGAAAUGGGUAAGAACAACACCAAUAUCCUUACGCAAUCUACAGUUCUUGCAAUGGUUUUAACCGCUGCAAUAAUGGUGAAAGAAGUUUCAAGUCUUACCAUUUGCAAAAUCGACAUAAACGAUAUGCAGAAAUGUCGGCCAGCCGUCAUUGGAAUCAACCCCCCGCCUCCGGUCAACGAGUGCUGCGUAGUGGUCCGAUCCGCUAAUCUGGAAUGCUUCUGCGGAUUCAAGUUUUAUCUCCCUAUUUUAGGAAUUGAUCCAUCUAAAGUUGCGGCUCUUGUAGCCAAAUGUGGCGUUACAACAAUCCCUCCUAGUUGCCAAGUUUGAAGAAUGGAGCUUGAGACAUGUCUCUAUGGUGCUGCAAGUGUUUGUUGGGUCUUGUCCUGCAUCUGAUCUGAAUAUCUGAUGUACUGAAUUUACGAUGUUUUUAUUGUUCUAAUCCAAAUAAAUCAAAGAAUUGUAAUGAUGUUCAAUAUACCUUGUGUUGUGUAUAGAGGAAAACCAUGUUCUAUAUAUCAUGAAAAUGGUAAAGCAUAAUCAGCUAUUUGUUUC